Messenger RNA from Labrus bergylta (ballan wrasse), 2598 nucleotides. It is a transcript of the gene grap2b, whose product is annotated as GRB2 related adaptor protein 2b. Lineage: Eukaryota; Metazoa; Chordata; Actinopteri; Labriformes; Labridae. Gene Ontology annotation, cellular component: nucleoplasm; cytoplasm; plasma membrane. Gene Ontology annotation, molecular function: phosphotyrosine residue binding. Gene Ontology annotation, biological process: regulation of MAPK cascade; signal transduction. The record is from RefSeq and is a predicted model, not a curated record.
AUAAAACUUUGACGAGAACAUCAACAUAUCCGACCUGUGAAGUGUUCACUUCUGUGGCUGUGUAAGAGGUCAGCAGCGACACAGUGCAUCAGCUGGAGUGUUAGUGUGCUUCCUGUUAGCCAUCACACCUCUGUGUUGAGCUGAAUCCUCUCAGGCUCUGCAGGGGAGAGACACACACAUAUGCUCCAUCACGAUGGAGGCUAUGGCCAAGUACGACUAUGAAGCUACAGCUUCUGAUGAACUCAGUUUCAAAAAGGAAGAGCGAUUAAAGAUUCUGCAGACGACUGGAAACUGGUACAAAGCAGAAUGCGAUGGAGUUGAGGGGUUUGUACCCAAGAACUUCAUCAACUUUCAUCUGCCCAGCUGGUACCAGGAGAACUGCAGUCGCAGUGACGCUCAGGGGCAGCUGAUGUCGCAGUCUGUGGGAGCCUUCAUCUUACGAGGAAGCCAAAACUCAGCCUCUGGUCGCUUUUCCAUCUCUGUCAGACAUGCAUCAGAUGUGCAGCACUUCAAGGUGUUGCAGGACAGCAGUGGGCAGUACUACCUCUGGUCAGAAAAGUUUACUUCCUUCAACCAGCUGGUGGAACAUUACAAGAACAACUCUAUCUCCCUACAAAGUCGAAUAUUUCUACAUGAGAUACAGCAACAGCAAAGUGAUAAAACAACUGCCUCUGCUCCUCCAUUACCCCCCAACUGCCCACCUAUACCUGCACCACGACAGCACAAGGCCCCCCCCAUGCCGCAGGUCAGAGCUCUGUACAGUUUCCUCGCUGAAGAGAAGGAUGAGCUGGGUUUUAAUGUCGGUGAUGUCAUCCAGGUCCUGGAGCGCCCCGACGCGGCCUGGUGGAGAGGCCAGCUGAGGGGCAAAACAGGCCUGUUCCCCUCAAACUACACUGUACCCCUCUGAGAGGAACACACACAGAAUUGUUUUUAAAAAAGAUUUCAGAAACUUUUCCAGCAGAUUUCUACUGUCAAGUCUUAUUACUUGACCCUACUUACAAUAAUUCACAAACAUACAACAAGCUUACUGUUUAAGUCAUUUUUAGGGGAUUUCAUGUAUCACAGUUUUACAUAAUAAGAAUCUCAUUUAAGACAUUCCAGAAUUGAUAUGCACUUGUACAAAAUGACUUAAGGAUGACAAUUUAAGUACAAUUAUUAUGAUAUAAACAGAUGAGGUUUAUUUUAAUUUAAAUAUAUGUUAUAAAAACACAAUCAAUGCAUUCAUCAUUUAACCUCUCCUUUCAAGUAGUGGAAUGUAACAGCUACAUUUCACUGAAGAUUUAGGUGAUAAUUUGCUAAUUAAACACUUCAUCUGUUUAGAAAAAGAAGACAUGAACUGCAUUUAUCCCGCGAGAGGAAAUUCAAUUUCACACUGUUGUUGAACAUGCUACACACACACACACAGGCUGUAAUACAUACACAUGCACAAACAGGAUCCUAUGGACAUAUCCUGAUGGAGAGAAGUCAGAGUGAGUCAAUAUAAUAAUUUGAUGUAUUCAUUUUAUGAAAUGUGAUUAUGAUGUGAUUUUUCUGUGAAGAAAAGUGAAAACUGAGGGCAAAUGCUUCUUUGUAAAAGUGAACAUUUAAAAGUUAUUAUACAAUAACAGCAUCUGAAAUAUUCAUAAAUCCUCCCGUUAGUUAAUAUGCAAUUCCACAAAAUUAUUUACUGCAAAUUUACUUUCACGCAGUACAGAAUGAAUCAUUAAAGAACAGAGAAUAUUUAAAGUUGAGUUGUCAAAUUGAAACUGGGAUUUGUCAUUUACUGUGUUAAGGCAUGUGACACAGACACAAUCUGGAAUGACCGUCAUAUAAUUAUGUUGUAUCUGUGUUCAUUACCUGGGAAGGUUUGUCUUUGUGCAAUGAACAAGCAGUAGAGCAGCUAUUAAACGUCUAAGGUGUCAACAGAAGCCAUCUUUUGCAUUCAGGCUUCUUCUGCAAGUUAAAAAUUCUGUCAGAAACCUUUGCAAUAUUUAGUUUAAACAUUGUGGCAAAAGAAAUACAGUCUGGAAACAACAUUUUAUUCAUGCUUCAUUGAAAGGAAGAAUGUGCAACAUGUUACACAAAAAUAUAGCAGAAAUCAAGUACAUGCAAAAUGUCUCUCUGGGUCAUGACUUUCUACAAUGAGUGAGAAGCGCAAGCCGUGUUAACAUCAUGUUUACAUGGACGGGACGGCCGACUAAGUGAAGCUACAAGCUAACUAAAGUGUGCUAACAUUAGCCCACCCAAAACAAUGCAGGCCACAGACAAUUUUUGUCCUCCGGUUGAGCUAAAUUCCUCCGUGAGAACUCAAGUGAGGGUUGGAGGUGUGUCGCUGGAGGACAGCGGAAAUGUUUAGUAUGGCGGAGGUGCAGCCUAAAAGCAGUUUGUUUUGGUUUCAUGUUGUAACUCAAGGGCGACAUCUACUGGAUAAAAAAAUGUUGUACAUUCUUCCUUUAAAGAAAUAUAUCUAUAGAUAUUCUAUAAAUCACACAGUUGGAAUCCUUGUUUUCUGAAUAUGAAAGUUGGUUGGGUGUCAGUGUGUUAGCUUUUGAUGAUCUGUCUUACAAAUUCUGCAUUUUAGGCUGGUCUCCCUAUAAAACAUUAAACAAUCUAACAGGA